Pelodiscus sinensis (Chinese soft-shelled turtle) is the source of this 3706-nucleotide messenger RNA. The record is from RefSeq and is a predicted model, not a curated record. Lineage: Eukaryota; Metazoa; Chordata; Testudines; Trionychidae.
AGUAGAUCCUGAUCUACUGCUUGAUGACCACUGCCUUAGACUGACAAGAGAGCUAAAGCCAGCAAGGAAUUCCAUGGGAGCUUGGCUAGGUGGAAGGCUUGCUUGGUCAGAAUGCACUAGGUCUUAACCUUUAUUUCUGUAUGCUAACCUAACCAUGUCCAGAUGCUGUCUUUCAAUUGGCUAAUAAAUUCUGUGUUUUGAAGAAAGCUCCCUAGUGUGUCUGCAAAUACUUCCUGUGGUACGUGAGUACGUGUACAGCAAGAGUUUUAUUUAAGUUGGACUUGGUGGGUGGAGCUCAUGAUGUAAUGCAAGAGUGCUCAAGCCCGGAGGCUCGUUCUAAGAGGCUGUGAGGUCACAUGGCCUGCACUUUAGGUAGGGUGGAACCUCUUGGAUAGGAUUUCCCCAAGGGACUAUUUAAAAGCUGGAGGAUAACACAGUUCCUGUGGAUCCGUGACAGCAGGAUAAAGCUCUGCUCUUUUCUCGUUCAUUCAACUCAAAUAUUGAGAUUUUGAAAAAAGCUCAGUCACUUUCAUAAUACUGGCUAUAAUAUUCCUUAAAACAAUUGCUUGGUGUUUUGGAAAACAAGCCGUAUUGCUGCACGUGUGAAGUAUUCUGUUGGGAUAAUAGCAUAGACAUGCAGUGCCUUUAAUACUGAUUCAAUAUACUAAACUAACAAGGUUUCACAGGUGGUUUAAUUUCAAUAGAAUUUUUUUUUUUAUUUUAGUGAGCUGAGUUCUGGAGAUGGAGGUUGGUAAUUCAAAGAAGCACCUUGUGCUACUCCACUGAUCUGUAGCUUCGGAAGGCCUGUUGAUCUAGAAAAAGAUGACUACCAGAAGGUUGUAUGCAACAAUGAACAUUGUCCUCACAGCACCUGGAUGCACCUUCAAUGUUUUUACGAGUGGGAAAGCAGCAUUCUUGUUCAGUUUAACUGCAUUGGCAGAGCAAGGAGUUGGAAUGAAAAACAGUGUCGUCAGAAUAUGUGGACAAAGAAGGGAUAUGAUCUUGCUUUUCGCUUUUGCUCCUGCCGAUGUGGGCAGGGUCACUUAAAGAAAGACACAGAUUGGUACCAAGUGAAACGGAUGCAGGAUGAGAGGAAGAAAAAGUCUGUGUCAGAGAAGAGCACAGGAAGGUCCAUGGCAGAGUCUAUGGAAGAUGCUAAAAAGUGUAGGCCUGUCAACAAACCACAAAAAGGCCUAAAUCAUGACAUCCAGCGAAGGCAUUCAAUGGACAGGCAGAACUCUCAAGAGAAAGGCAUAAUUAGUGGGAGCUAUGCAGUUCGUUCUCCCUGUGGCUCUCCUGGCCAGUCCCCUCCUACAGGUUAUUCUAUACUUGCCCCUGCACAUUUUAGUGGCCCCCGUUCUUCACGAUACCUAGGAGAAUUUCUAAAGAAUGCAAUUCACUUAGAACCUCAUAAAAAGAACAUGACUGGUGGUGGCAUGUUCAGAAAUGCCCAUUUUGAUUAUGGGGCAUCUGGUUUGCAAGUGCAUAGGUCAGGACAUUUUGAUGCUCCUGUACAAUUUUUGAGAAGGCUUGACCUAUCUGAAUUACUUACUCAUAUACCCAGACAUAAAUUGAAUACUUUCCACGUACGGAUGGAAGAUGAUGCCCAAGUAGGUCAAGGGGAGGACCUACGGAAAUUUAUUCUUGCAGCACUUAGUGCCAGCCACCGGAAUGUUGUAAACUGUGCGCUGUGCCAUAGGGCACUGCCAGUAUUUGAACAGUUUCCGCUAGUGGAUGGCACCCUGUUUCUUAGUCCAUCAAGACAUGAUGAAAUUGAAUAUGAUGUUCCCUGUCACCUUCAAGGAAGGCUUAUGCACCUCUAUGCUGUUUGUGUUGACUGCUUAGAAGGGGUUCACAAAAUUAUCUGCAUUAAGUGCAAAUCCCGAUGGGAUGGAAGCUGGCAUCAACUGGGAACCAUGUAUACUUAUGAUAUUCUGGCAGCCUCUCCCUGUUGUCAGGCUCGACUGAACUGUAAGCACUGUGGAAAGCCAGUAAUAGAUGUACGGAUCGGGAUGCAGUAUUUCUCUGAAUACAGCAACGUCCAGCAGUGCCCGCAUUGUGGAAAUCUAGACUACCACUUUGUGAAGCCAUUCUCUUCAUUUAAAGUUCUGGAAGCUUAUUGACGAAAGCUUUGCUUUAGUAAUAGCUAUUUUAUGGGUAUUACUACUUUAUUAGACACCUUUUUAUAGGAUCCGUUCUGUGACAAAAUUAAUUUCUUUUCUAACUGAAAGAGCAGCUUCUUUGUGUGUCUGUGUACAUAUGUAUUAAUAUGUAUAUGCGUGUUACUAAGACCUGGUCCUCCUGACAAGAUUUCAGCAAAAGGUGGAGGCAAGUCGGUUAAUGCCAAGAGUGGGGGAAAUUUCAUCUUAAAUGGUUUGAUUUUAAUUUUUGUAUCAUCACAGAAGAGUUUAGAGGGGUGCAAAGGUUUUUAGAAGAGGAGCCCAGUUGGAAUAUGGAAGAUUUUGUUGACUCACCACACUUAGGGUUGGGUUAAAGGGGAAAUCUUCAAGAAGAUUCCAAUCUUGCUACCACUGAUUUCUGUAGGAUCUUUGCCAUUGGCUUCAAUGGGAGCAGGAUUAGACCUUAAAAAACAGUUACUCUAGCUGGUCUGCUUCCCAGAAUUGGGUAAACUAAAAUAUUGUGACGAGUGAAUGUAAAUCUGUGCCAGAAAAUGCAACCUUAAAAAUUUUUGGCAUGGUGUCUUCCUGCAAUAUGUAUUUGAUAUGAGUUACCCUUGCUGACAGAUUGACAGAGAUAGUACUGUUGUAUGGAGAUACACUGGUGGAAACAGAACUUGUAAUUUUAGCAGUCAGGUCAAUUCUUUAUACCAAAACAAGCUUGAGAUUUUAAUACACUUCAUUUAAAGUUAUUUGCUUUGCAGAUAUUUUUAGAACUUUGUUGUGAUGAACAGAAGGAACAUAUAGGAAGAUGUGGUCCGUUGAAAACUAAUUAUGAAGGGGUAGGUGUAUGCACAUGUGUGGUGGGAUUGGAACUUUACAGACAGCAUAUAUGAGGCUGGUAUGACUGACCUGUAAAAAGGAUCUUGAAAAGUAUGAUCUCAGCAGAGUCAGAUCUGUGAGCACUGUGAGAAAUUUGUGCCAUCUUAAUAUAAGAAUUUGUCAUGACUUUAUUUCAAAGUUCAGUACAUUUUCCGAAAUAGCCUUUGCACCUUAGUCUUACAAAGGUAAGCAAAUCUAGAGAUUGCCCAGUCGAUUUUGAGGACUUGGAAACAAUGUGUAUUUUUAAAAAUUUAGUAUAAUUCUUUACAUUCCCGUAUCUAAUAAACUAUACCAGACAAUGAACUGGUAUGAGAAGAGUUGCCUCCAUAGAGUUUGCCAAUGUUCUUUUAUCGUUUCCCUUUCUUCUUUGCAAGAAUUUUUAAAAGUUCAUGAGUCUGAUCUUAAAGAGUCAAGUAAUAAUCUAAAUAUUUUGAUACCAUGUUCAUCACUAUGGUAUCUCUUGUCACGUGACUGCCUAUUGAGAUGGCAUAAUUAUUACAUAAAAAAACCUAGCAGUAUUUAAGUGGUCAGACACUGUUUAUAGAACAAAAUAUAGAUUUCUCCAGAUUAAUUGUUCAUAAUAUUUAUUGCAAGUAUGAAUUUAAAAUGGCUUUGAUAUCCUGCAUAUCCUUUAAAACAACAAAAAAAGAAAAAAACCCAAAAUGGGAAACAAAACGGUUAAAUAUUGACUGUUUUCUAACUUUUUA